AUGAACGGGGAGGCGAAAGCAGAACCAGAGACUUUCCGGCAGUUUUUGUACAAUAAGCAAAAGGGAACCGUCUUGGGAAGAACUGGAACAUCCUGGUGCCAAAUCACAGUAUUCUACAUCAUCUUCUACAUCUUCCUCUCUGCUUUCUUCAUCGGAUGCCUCGCCAUCUUCUUGAAAACGUUAGACCCAAAAGUGCCGCGUUUCUAUGGAAAGGGAACAAUCAUCGGAGUGAAUCCAGGAGUUGGAUAUCAACCAUGGCUUAAGGAAAAUCCUGAUUCUACACUCAUCAAAUUCAACUUGCAAGACUCUAAAUCCUGGGAACCAUAUGUGAAACAACUCGACGGAUAUUUCUCCCGCUAUAACAACACCAAUGACACCCGUGAAUGUGGAGCUGAAGACAGCAACGAGGCUCUUCAAACGGAUCCAGACAGUUUGCCAUGCCGUUUCGACCUAGGGCUCUUCGAGAAGGCUAACUGCGGAGCAAAGGACCAAUAUGGAUUCAAGAGCGGAAAGCCAUGCGUUGUCGUUUCUCUCAACAGACUCAUCGGAUGGCGUCCAGUUGACUACGACGGAAAUAGUGUCCCAGAAGAGAUCAAGUCUAGAUACAAGUCGGGAUCCAUUACCAUCAACUGUGAAGGAGCGACACCGUUCGACAAGGAACAUCUCGGAAAAGUGAAGUACAUCCCAGAGGCCGGAAUUGACGGACGUUAUUACCCAUAUGUCUUCCUUCCAUCCUACCAACAACCAAUCGCCAUGGUCAAGUUCGACACCAUCCCACGCAACAAAUUGGUCAUCGUCGAGUGCCGUGCCUACGCUUCCAACAUCGAACACGACGUCUCCACUCGCAUCGGAAUGGUAUACUUUGAGUUGUUCGUCGAGGACAAGAAACCGGUCGCCGCGCCAGCUGCUUAA
Messenger RNA from Caenorhabditis briggsae, 912 nucleotides. It is a transcript of the gene Cbr-nkb-3, whose product is annotated as Protein CBR-NKB-3. NCBI's taxonomy places the organism in Eukaryota, Metazoa, Nematoda, Chromadorea, Rhabditida, Rhabditidae. The record is from RefSeq and is a predicted model, not a curated record. The transcript has 6 exons. Gene Ontology annotation, molecular function: ATPase activator activity. Gene Ontology annotation, biological process: potassium ion import across plasma membrane; intracellular potassium ion homeostasis; intracellular sodium ion homeostasis. Gene Ontology annotation, cellular component: sodium:potassium-exchanging ATPase complex. The coding region runs from base 1 to 912 and encodes 303 amino acids.